AUGGUGCAGGAUGCCCUUUGGAGGGAGGAGGCAGGAGCAGAUGGUGACUCGGAAGAUAAAAUUCUAGAGGGCUUGGCUGCGCUGGAUGAUGACGACAACUCAGCUGCUGCUGCUGUUGCUGCAGCUGAAGCAGCGGCAGAAGAUGAAGAUGAGGAAGAAGAACCCACGACAAACACCUUCAUCUUGAUACGGCACGGCAGGAAUAAGCCUAAGCACCUAAAGCUAGCAGCUCUGCUGUCUGCGUUGGGGCUGCUGUGGACUGCUGCAAAGGCAGGGAGACUUGUGGAGAUGCAUAGAUCCGCAAAAGCGACACAAAGUGCCCCUUCUACUAAGGAACUGCAGCAGUUUGAAGCUUUGGCGGCGGUGCUGCAGCAGCAGCUGCAGCAUCAGCAGGCGGGGGCUGCUGAGGCGUCGGCGGAGGCGUUGCAGCAGCUGCAGCAGCUGCAGCAAGUGCAACAGGACACACACGAGCUGCUGCGGCAGCGGCAGCAGAACCUUAAAGCGCAGGCUCUUGUUCCUGUGGAGGGAACUGAAGACCCUGAGGCGCUGGCAGGGCAGCAGAGGCUACAGCAGCCGAUGCAGCAGAGAGACGCUUCAACUCUUGAGGUGGACGUGGACUCAAGCUUGACAGGGCUUACAGAGGAGACAGCCCGUGAGAUGCUGCAACAGCUGCAGCAGACGCACGCGAAGCUAACAGAAGAGGAGGAGCAUGCAGACCUCGAACUGGAGCGCUUCAAAGCUGCUGCUCCCAUCCUAGCAGAGCUGCAGCAGCAGCUGCACGAAGCAAGAGAAGAAGUUGGGAAGCUUGAAGCAGCGUCAACCAAGCGAGAGAGCCUGGUUGCUGCAUCAGAUGAACUCGACGAGCAGCAGCAGCAGCUCCUGCUGGUGCAGCUGGAGCUGCAGCAGCAGCUGGAGGAAAGGGAGAAGCGGCGAGUUGCUAGACAGCAGCAGCUGGAAGCAAAGAGAGCGGCUCUACUGAAGGAGAGAGAAGAUGUCGGCAACCAGCUGUCUCUCCUCAAGGAGAAGCACAGCGCCUUGAAGGCAGCAGCCUGCAACGAGGAACUCCAGAAGGAGUUGGAGGAGGAGCAGCAACUGCAGCAGCGCCAGCAGCAGCUAGCGUUGCUGCAACAGUCGCUGCAGCGACUGCUGCAGCGAGAUUCGCCGGCCAAAGACGCUGCUUUGCAGCAGCAGCUGGGUAGCGAAGCAGCAGCGGAGGUGCAGCAGCUCCGGCCUGAGGUGCAGCAGCUGUUGCAGGCUCAGGUAGAGCUGCAGCAGCAGAAAAUGUAUCGGGGCCGAGUAACCGAAGCAGAAAGAACCGUGCAGCAGCAGCAGCGGCAGCUGGACCGCCUGCGAGUCACUCUGAAAGAGCGCAUGUCUUUCCCUGGGUCUUUUGGUGCUGCAAGACAUAUUCAGCUGUCUGUACAUAUGAAGAUAUGGGAGUCACUCCUCAACAAGACAGCGGACCAGCAGCAGGAGGAGUGGUACAGAGCGCAGCGAAACAAAACCCUGAUGCGGCAGCGGCUAACAGGAUCAUCAGGGACAGCUACUCACCUUGCUGCGCUGCAGGCUGCAUGCAAAAACAUUCUUGCCGCUAGAGGGGGGAUAGCUGAGGCCCGUAGAGAACGGAACCGCCAGUAUAUGGUGGAGGAGCUGCAGCAACUCGGCGUUGAAGCUCUCUUGGAGGAGGCAGCAGCAGGAAGAGAGUCGGCAGUGGUGCAGCAGAUCGCGGAGAGCAUGUGGGAGCAGCAGCAGAAGCAUACUGGUGCGCUCAAGCAGCUGCAGGAGCAUUCCGAGCAGCAGGUAAUCGAGCUGCUGCAACAAAUGCACAUUGCGGAGAAACCCUCUGCUCCAGGAGCCCCUCUUGGCCUCUUCUACCAGGUCGCAGGCCUUAUUAAGGAGGCAUCCAAGCAAGAGCACUUUUUGAAGGAGCUAGAGCUGUUGCACGGCAGGAGCCGCUCCCAGUUGGUACAGCAGGCACAGGACCUGCUGCUGCUGGCCCUGGAGACUGCCCGCACGCGCAGCAGCAGCAGCAGCAUGGAGGAAGGCGAGGAGGAGGCACUGAAGGCUAUGAGCAGAGCUCACGUCGAUGCUCUAGAAAAAGAAGAGCAAAAACAUAUAAUGUGGGAAACGCUUAUGGAACAAUUGGAGGAAAGGUACUCAACAGAUCUCCUGCAGCAAACAGCAGCGGACAGAAGUAAGAAGAACAAACAGAAAAAAAUCAUACGAGAAGCGACAGAACAGCUGCACCACCGGAAACCGCUGGUCCUCACCACUAGCACAAAGCCCGAAAAAGAAACAGCACUCCAAACCCACAACAACACCAAAACACAGCAGCAGAAGCAGCUGCUGCGGCAGCAGAAGAAGAGGCAGCCGAAGCAGAGGCAGCAGCAGCAAAGACCAAAGUUCGGUGGUGACAGGCCAAGAGGUUUUCCUGCUGCCUCAAAAGUGUCGAUGCCAACAUUUAAGGUGUCUCCUUCCCAAUCUGCUCCACUGUCUCACUGGGAGACGGGACCGCGAGAGGCGGGAUGGAAGGGAUGGAUAUCGGUGGAAGCGGGGUCGAAAGAGGCAGCAAUGGCAACCAUGAUGAUGGAGACAGCAAAACGGAAGGAGAGCACAAUAGCAGCGAGAGAGACAGACUCCGAGGAGACAGAAUCGAGGCAGGCGGGACUGAGGAAGACGGGAAUGGGGGAGACGGUAUCGGCGAUCCCUUUGCCUUCUAUGCUUACUCCGGUUCCCGCGCCUGCAACGGUAGCAACUGCAAGAGAGGCAGCAAAGGAGACAGAAGAAGAGACAGCACAAAAGACAGCGGGAAAAGAGGCAGCGAAAGAGACAACGAAAGAGGCAGAAAAGAUAGCAAUAGAAAGAGAGGCGGCGGAAGAGACAGCAGGGCAAUCAGGGAAGGAGGCAACAGAAGAGGAAGCGGCAGAGACAGGAGAAGUGAUGCUGAAGAUCCCCUCGUUGCCCACCCCCCCAACUAGAAGGGCUCGCUGGGGAAUGCCUACAGAGCCGUUGGAAGCUUUUCUAGGUGUUGCAGCUGCACGGGGGGAUUCCGAGGAUGAGGAGACAACAGAGGAGUGGCGAGAGGCAUCAGAUGAAAGAGAGAGGGUACAGGAGGAGGAUACAACAAAGGAAGAGGAUAUAUUUGAUACAACGGAGGAGGAUAUAACGGAGACAGUCCCCCCUCAAGUCGUACAGGCAGUUCUUGGGAGAGCCACUUAG
Eimeria maxima is the source of this 3219-nucleotide messenger RNA. RefSeq lists its product as hypothetical. The transcript is spliced from 2 exons. The record is from RefSeq and is a predicted model, not a curated record. The coding region runs from base 1 to 3219 and encodes 1072 amino acids. Lineage: Eukaryota; Apicomplexa; Conoidasida; Eucoccidiorida; Eimeriidae.